ACCUAAGAUAGGUUAUGAAGUGUUGAGAACCACAGCAGCACAGCCUAAGAGUGAGAGCUAACAUUUUUCUUUUAAACUGACUGAAAUUCUGAAUCAAUCUAUCUGCUUGAUCUUGAAGGUCUUGGGACUUGGACUAUUGUCAAGCUUGAAGUCUAAAUUCUAAGUAUAGGCUACCUACUUAAAAUGGCUGAUCAUCCUAAAGAUGUAACAAUCACCGAUGAACAUCCUAAAACACUUCUGCGAGACAAGCAUGUGGAAUAUAUUGUCAGCUACUCUAAGAAGAAAGAUGAUUUUGAAUACACCAUGACCGAGCACAUCCGCAUGUCUGGCAUGUACUGGGGAAUUACUGCUGUUGACCUACUGGGCUGCCUUGGCCGCAUGGAUCACACAGAAAUUGUGUCGUUCAUUCAGCAGUGUCAGGACAAGACAUCAGGGGGUAUUGCUCCCAGCAUCCAACACGACCCUCACAUGCUCUCAACUCUGAGUGCUGUGCAGAUCCUUGUCCUGCUGGACUCUGUGUCAAGCAUAGACGUGGAAGGAGUUGUUCGUUAUGUGUCAGGUCUACAGAACAGCGAUGGCUCCUUCAAUGGCGACAAGUGGGGAGAAGUUGACACACGCUUUUCUUUCUGUGCUGUAGCUUGUCUAAGGCUUCUUAACCGCCUGGAUGCCAUCAACAAAGAGAAGAGUGUUGAGUUCGUCAUGAAGUGCUCCAAUAUUGAUGGUGGCUUUGGCACACGACCUGGGUCCGAGACUCAUGCUGGCCAGAUCUACUGCUGCUUAGGCAUGCUCUCGAUUCUAGGUGAGCUGAACCGAGUUGAUUUUGACACGCUGGGCUGGUGGCUAUGCGAGCGACAGCUGCCUUCAGGAGGACUUAAUGGCAGGCCUGAGAAGCUACCUGAUGUGUGCUACUCAUGGUGGGUGCUGUCAUCGCUCACGCUGCUCAACAGGCUGCAUUGGAUCAACCCUGACAAAAUGAGGACUUUCAUUCUGGCAACUCAGGAUCCUGAGACAGGGGGCUUCACAGACAGGCCUGGAGACGUGCCUGACUUGUACCAUACUCUCUUUGGCCUGGCUGGCCUAUCGCUGCUCGGAGACACUUCGCUGAAGCGGAUCAAUCCGGUCUUUUGUAUGCCUCAAUACGUUAUAGAUAAAUUAAACAUCUCAAUACAGAUUGUUGGAGACGACUAGAAUCACUAGACGAUGGCUAGUUUUGUUAGUUUUUUGGUGUAUCGUACAUUUGAGAAAUAUAUUUUAUGGAUUCCUGUG
This is a messenger RNA of Hyalella azteca, 1266 nucleotides long. It is a transcript of the gene betaggt-II, whose product is annotated as geranylgeranyl transferase type-2 subunit beta-like. Gene Ontology annotation, molecular function: Rab geranylgeranyltransferase activity. Lineage: Eukaryota; Metazoa; Arthropoda; Malacostraca; Amphipoda; Hyalellidae. The coding region runs from base 184 to 1188 and encodes 334 amino acids. The transcript has 7 exons. Gene Ontology annotation, cellular component: Rab-protein geranylgeranyltransferase complex. Gene Ontology annotation, biological process: protein geranylgeranylation. The record is from RefSeq and is a predicted model, not a curated record.